GGCUUAAUUACUUACAAACAGUAAACGAGAAUGAUGCGUUUAUCGGUUUUGGCAAGUUCCUCUGCCAUGGGAGCUAUUUUUGCAAUAAUACUAGCGACCUGUCUGCGAGGCAUUUUGGGGUGUCAGUUACCCCACGACUGGAGACCACAGACUGAGUCGUGCAGAGCCGAACUUGCGGAGAUCAUAGUUUUCGCUAAGGUGCUCGGGCUCCACAAAGACUUCUACAGCCUAUACAACUACCUACCAUGGCAGUACGACACAAAGCUCUUCUAUUCUGCCGAAAUCGAGCUACUGUGCGACCAGGCGUGGGGUAGCAUGCUGGAGGUCCCUGCCGGCUCCAGGUUCAACGUCACCGGACUGGGUUACUUCCCCUGUUAUUCCUACAGUGUGAUGGAGGGCAAUGCCUAUUACUUUUUUCUGAGGAUGGAUGAGAACUACAACAUCAUCCCUCACGGCGUGAACUUUCAGGACCCCAUUUUCCCAGACACGCCAGAGAACCAUCGCAUGUUCGCCAGCCUCUUCCAGUUUGCCAACUGCACAGCUGAAACCCAGGUCCACACCUACACCCCAGAGUGGGAAGCUCAGGAGGACAGCCGGCUGCUGUGCUCAACAGUGCAGAAGGCCCUGUUUGAAGAGGAGGAACGGGUGAAGACCCUCUCCCAGAAGGUGCGCUCCUUGGAAAAAGCCAACAGCCACCUGCGGGACAAGGUGAAAAGCAUGAAACGUCUGCUUAGGCAGGCCAAGCGUGAGACCAAGGAGAGGAACCCGCAUUUGAAACAGCUGCAUGAACCUGAGCCUGCCGAUGCUGGCCAGGGCCCCCACCCACAGCAGGACACCACCCAGGACCAGAGGAAGCCCCCAAAAAAGGUCCUCGACAAGAGGCCAAAGAGCUGACACUUUCUUGGGGAAAGUGGGGCAAAGGUC
Megalops cyprinoides (Indo-Pacific tarpon) is the source of this 924-nucleotide messenger RNA. RefSeq names its product coiled-coil domain-containing protein 3-like. Gene Ontology annotation, biological process: negative regulation of gene expression. Gene Ontology annotation, cellular component: extracellular region. Lineage: Eukaryota; Metazoa; Chordata; Actinopteri; Elopiformes; Megalopidae. Bases 31 to 894 code for a protein of 287 amino acids. The record is from RefSeq and is a predicted model, not a curated record. The transcript is spliced from 3 exons.